UCAACGUUCGCUCUGCCACAUGAAUUUCGCCGCUCGCAACAACAAAAUCUGGCAUUUGACGUCGCGCGUUCGUUUGGCCCGUUUCAGCCGCGCUGCCGCCGAAACCAGAGUGUUGUUGUUGCCGUUGCGUUGUGUUUCGUUGUUGUUUGCCAUUCCGAUUUUAUUAUUACUUGUCAUCGGCCGCGGAGCGUGCGGUGCGGAGCAGUGCUCCUCUUUUUUUUCUACUUUUUGUUUGGUUCCCGGCCAGGGGGGGGCGCUGAGUCCUGCCACUGCCGCUGUUACUGCCACCCACUCGAAAACAGGCGCACAGGUUGAAAGUCGAGCUCAGAGCAUAUGUGUGCGGAAAAAGUGCUGCAUUGGCUGGAAAAACACUGCGGAGCCGCCGUGAUUGUUGCGUUUCGUGCGGUCAGGACGCGCGCAAGAGGAAGCGGAGCGAGCGGGAGAAAUCUCCAAGGUUUAAAGCAACAACUGUGAGCAGUGAAAAAAACAGAACGAGCGUUCAGCUAUAAACGAUAUCAAAACCAAUAGGAAGAAACGCACACAAAGAGCCCAAAAACAAAGUCUUCGGGAGAGAGCGCUGAGUGGGACGGAGACGGGGCACAAGCGAGCGGGACAGAGACGGCUGGCGGUCAGCGACGUUGGACAAGUAGUUGAAAAUAUUGCGCAUACGCCGCGUGAACCGGAGGCACAGAGCAGCAAGCCGCGCGUUUCGUUCUUCGUUUGGCAUCGCACAAAUACAGCUUUGGGAAACCCGAAACCCCACAGAACAGUGGUGCAAGAAAACACGAUUGAGCAUUGAGGAGGAGAAGGAGGCGAAGGAGGCGAAGGAGGCGCAGGAGGAGGGCCGAGGAUCAGCGGCUACGAAGGAAGUCCAUUUCAAAGUGCAGCCGGCUAUAAAUCCAGCUUCACGACGUCUUGCAAACGGCUGAAAAUGGAGAAGACUCCCCGGUACACGCAGCGGGAGCGGAACAUGGUGUUGAGCUACGCGGCGCAGUACAAGGAUGUGAUCGAGAACAAGCGCACGGACGCGGAGUCGAACCGCAAGAAGGACGAGGUGUGGCUGCAGAUCGCCAAGGAGUUCAACUCGCGCGUCUACCACCAGCGCAGCGCCAAGCAGCUGCGCCAGCUGUACAAGAACAUGAAGCUGCUGCUCAAGAAGGACCUCUGCGGCGAGGACAAGAGCAACCACUCGUUCAUGGACCUGCUGAACACGCUGUCGCACCAGGAGUCCGUCGCCCAGUACAUUGCCGAGCAGCUUUCGCCGGAGGGCGCGGGCGGAGGCGGCGGCAAGCAGGGCGGAGCGGGCAACGGAGGCGGAAACGGGCACCAUGCGGACGACUACGACGACUCCAAGUAUCAUUUAUUUUCCUCACACUUGCAGAUGCCCCUCUACCACGAGGGCAUGGACACGGACGUAAUCCUUAUCAAGUCGGAGACGAUCAGCGACAACGAGCAGACGGACAAUGGCAUGGACUGCCUGGACGAGGACGAUGACGACGACUGCUUGAGCCCCAAGGCGCCGGAGGUGUGCCUCGAGGAGGAGGACGACGUGCUCUUUCCAACGGACCUGCGCCAGCUGCAGCAGGUCGGUUCGUCCGGCGCCGCAGGCGGUGGUGUAUCCACAGCCUCCCUGCCGGGGAACGUGUCUAGCAACGGGCUCACCGAAACCAGUCGCCGCGCCGCCAGCUCACCCGUGUGCUCCACCAAGACCUCGGUUAGUUCCAGCGGGAGCUACGCAUCGGCGCCCAAGCCGGACAUCACCAUCCAGACCGUGGGCCACAUACGCGUGGGCAGCUUCGCCAACAUCAACAAGACGCUGCAGAACGGCGGCUCCAGCGCCGCCGCUGUCCUAUCAUCGGCCAGCAAUGGCGGCCCCAAUGCCAGUGGAGUGCUGCCGCUCACAGCGGAGCAAGUGCAGCAGCACACGCUGCUGAACGGCCUGGGACUGUCCGCCGUGAAUCCGGCUCAGUCCCUGCACGCGGCCAUCAAUGCCGCCUAUGUGUCCGCCGCGCCAACUUCAUCGGUCGCCAUUAGCAGCCGCCGCACCCCGCCCACUUUGCAGCUGCCACGCCUUCAGCGCGGCAACAACAACAAUAGCAACCACACUGCCGGCAGCACAAGCAACUCCGCGGUGGCCGCCAAUGGGGUGCAACUGCUGCUCAACGGCGGUCACCACGCACAGGUGACGCACAACCACAACCAUCUGGCGCGGGACAAGACGGGCGGCGUGGCCAUUGGGGCGGCGGGUAGUUUCAAUGGCUACAACGGACUGGCAGUGGCGGGCACGGUGUGCGGCACCUUGAACAGCAGCUCAUCCGGAGCCGUAAGCGGCGGGAGCAGUGCCAACAGCAGCGGCGUGGGCCUGGGCGUCGGUGUCGUCAACACGACAGGCGGCGCAGGAAAUGGCAGCGGUGGCACGAGGAGCCAGCACCAGGAGCUGAUGAACUCGUUGAGGAUCGAGGAGAGCAAGCGGAAAAUCGACCUGAUCAAUGCCCAAAUCGAAUACUGGCAGACGCUCACCCGCAAGCUGAACAGUCAGGCGGGUCACAUGCCCAAUCCCGCGUGUCCGUGCCACUUCCCAGGAGCCAGUGUGCUCUCGCCCGUCGCAGUGACCGCCGCUAGUGCUUCAUCGUCCGCCUCCACUGCCGCCUCCGCCAACGUCUUGCAGACGCAGGCCAGCACCAGCUAGUCCGCAGCGAAGAGGCGGUUCGCACUAGUCGGGGGUCCUGCGGGCGAGAGCGAGAGCGAGGGCGACAGCGACAUCAUCUCGAUAGUGGACAUAGAUGAUGGGCGGUCUGGUGAGGAAGAGCAGUCGGAGGACGAUUGCGAGGACCAUGACCAGGCCAUAACAGAUCUGACGCUACCCGACGAGGACGAGGAGGAGGAGGAGGACGAUGCAGACGAAGAUGACUCACAGGAUGCCUUGGUCAGGGAUGUGGGCGUGGUGGGCGGCCUGCCGUCGCCAUAUUCUCCGGCCCACUCCACUCCGCCGCCAGCGAAGCGCUCGAAGCGCCAGGAAGUCACCUCCGAGCUCCUGAGGCAGCUGGCCCUGCAGCAGAAUCAGGAUCCCCAGGAGGGGGGGUGCUAGUAUUUCAUCUAGUUUGCUAAUUUGCCAACUUGCAUGCCAUGCAUUGACGCAACCACUUUUUAACAUUAAUUUUACCAUAUAUUUAUUUACGCCUAGUUUGAGUGCCAAAACAGAAAACCAAGAUUGGAGCCUUGCCAUCGAGAAUGCUUGCCAAAGGACCUGCCGAAUCGGUCAUACCCACUCGCAACCCGCUAUUUAUUUGCCAACCUAACUGAAACGUAGCGAUUAGUUUUAUUUAAAAGUUGUUGCGUCGCCUAUUUUUUUGAUUGAUUUUUUUUCUAUACAUCUUACGUGUUUAUCUUUAAGUUUAAAGUUUUCCUAUGAAUUGAGCUGCUACCAAAAAGAAGAAGGAGACUAUUUUGACUUGUACAUUUACCUUACGAAAAUUAGACCUAACUUACUUAAUUAGAGCGAGCAGCUAAGAACGCAAAAUGUACAAAUGUGGUUCCUAAUCUAGUCCCUAAAGGAGUGAAGAAACGAAAAUGCUACAGCAAUGAAUGCUAAAAUGUUACGCCUAGCCGAGAACGAACUUGUGUAUUAUUUUUAUAUGUCACCCAGAGAGUUUCCACGAGGAAACCAUUCAAGGAACUGUAGCUAAUGUAAUGUACUUAAAGAACCAGUGAAACCAAAUGAAACCAAAAAUGAUUGAAAAUUAAGAAGAAAGGAGAAACUUGCUAGUCGUCGCUGCAUAACUGUGUAAGUGUAGCACACAAACCAUUUAGUUAUUGCUAACUGUACGUGUAAAAUACAAAUAAUUGCCUAUAAUUGCCCAGACCCAUUAACCACAAUUUACAAGAAAGCACACACCAAACGAAACUGAAAUCCAACAAUACCAAACAAAACUAUUUAUACACUUUUGUAAACAAGAACUUAUUAAUAAAACCAUGAAAUUA
Messenger RNA from Drosophila erecta, 3981 nucleotides. RefSeq lists its product as uncharacterized. Lineage: Eukaryota; Metazoa; Arthropoda; Insecta; Diptera; Drosophilidae. The record is from RefSeq and is a predicted model, not a curated record. The transcript is spliced from 4 exons. Bases 932 to 2689 code for a protein of 585 amino acids.